CACACUAUUUCAUUAUUUGAAUGAUCACAAGCUUCAUAUCACAAGAAGUUAAUCCAGUCCCCCCAUCUUAUUCUCCUCCCUAUCUCUCAUUCUCAGCCUCAAACAAACCCACCUCCCAAAAUGGACCACGGCGGCCACAUGGACGGCAUGGCAAUGGCGCCGCCGAUGAUGCACCGCCGCCACAUGAUGAUGCACAUGACCUUCUUCUGGGGCAAAGACACCGAGAUUCUCUUCGACGGCUGGCCCGGCGCCGGCCACCUCGCCAUGUACCUCCUCGCCCUCGCCGUCGUCUUCUUCCUCGCCCUCGCCGUCGAGUGGUUCUCCCACAGCAACCUCUUAAAAGAGCGCCGCCCCGCCGCCGGCCUGCUGCAGACGCUCAUGUACGCCGUCAGGAUCGGCCUCGCCUACCUCGUCAUGCUCGCCAUCAUGUCAUUCAACGGCGGCGUUUUUGUCGCCGCCGUCGCCGGACACGCCGUUGGAUUUUUCUUCUUCGGGAGUAGGGCUUUUAGCAAGGGGGCGACGGAGGAUUCCGGUAACGGGAAGGGUUCAGAUCUGCCGCCGAUGAGUUGUUGAUGCUGGGAAUUUAGGGUAGGUUUUUAAAUUUUAAUUUCAAGGUUUUGUAUGAUUAAUUAAUCUAUCAUGCUUGUUUUAAAAAAUUGCACUUUAAUUUCUUCGAUUAUUAAUGUUUUUUGGGUUUUGGCU
Molecule: messenger RNA, 702 nt
Organism: Salvia splendens (bonfire salvia)
Lineage: Eukaryota; Viridiplantae; Streptophyta; Magnoliopsida; Lamiales; Lamiaceae
Product: copper transporter 6
Exons: 1
Coding region: 121-573 (150 amino acids)
Biological process (GO): copper ion transmembrane transport
Cellular component (GO): plasma membrane
Molecular function (GO): copper ion transmembrane transporter activity
Source: RefSeq, a predicted model, not a curated record